AUGAAGAGUAAAAAGUUCAAAAGGGAAACUAAUUUUGUGUCUUCGAAAAAUGGCCGAAGAGGUAUCCCAACUGGGGAAAAAAUAACACAGGACACACAAAAUGAUAGCACAGACGAUUUAAUUAUAGGAAACAUGGUCGAUUUAAAUAAAAAAGAAAGCACAAAAAAGACACUUCCAAAGGUUGUUCAAAUAAGGAGAGAUUUGAGAAAACUAAGAAAAGAAAAGGCAAUUAUAAGCAAAAUGGAUUCAGAAGAUAGGGAAAAGACGGAGCAUUUGUUGCAGGUGCACAAGGCUAUGCUCAAAUCAAAGGGAGAAAAAGUUUACGAUGAAAAGAGCCUCAAUAAACGAAGAAAAAGUAUAUUAAAAAAAAAAAACAAAUCACGCAAAAGAUGGGAAGAAAAAUUAUCAAAGGAAAGAGGCACCAAAAGAUGA
Messenger RNA from Plasmodium gonderi, 432 nucleotides. RefSeq lists its product as hypothetical. The transcript is spliced from 4 exons. Bases 1 to 432 code for a protein of 143 amino acids. The record is from RefSeq and is a predicted model, not a curated record. Lineage: Eukaryota; Apicomplexa; Aconoidasida; Haemosporida; Plasmodiidae.